Molecule: messenger RNA, 738 nt
Organism: Oncorhynchus mykiss (rainbow trout)
Lineage: Eukaryota; Metazoa; Chordata; Actinopteri; Salmoniformes; Salmonidae
Source: RefSeq, a predicted model, not a curated record
UUUACGCUGGGUUUCUGUACAGCACUUUGAGAUAUCAGCUGAUGUAUGAAGGGCUAUAUAAAUACAUUUAAUUUGAUUUGAUUAUUCACUUGAGUGAUCGUAUGGGCCAUAGGAUCACUCCAGUGAAUAAUGGGAAUUAUCUCUCCUGUAGCUAUGACGAGCAGGUGCUCCUAUGGGUUGAGAGAAACAUGUGCCAGCCUCUAAGUCCAGGUGCCCUGAGUGGAGGAGUGUGGAGACUGAAGUGCUAUCCUACCCAUGAGCACCUGCUGUUGGCUGCUUGCAUGCACAUUGACUUCCACAUCCUUAACUGCCAGCAAGCCCUGGAGGGCAGUGGAGGAGCGUGUUCUGUCCUAGCCGACAUCCUUCACAACUCUCUGGCCUACGGGGUCGACUUUGCCAACCUUUCCCUGGAGGAGCCUGCUCCCCCCUGGAGGAGCCUGCUCCCCCCUGGAGGAGCCUGCUCCCCCCUGGAGGAGCCUGCUCCCCCCUGGAGAGUUUUUUGACUUGUUGGUCAAGCCCAUGAAAUCCGAAGUCAGAGGAAUUGAUGUGAUAUCUCACCAUAGAGGAUUGUUUAAGUCAACUACUACUAGAGGUCUACCGAUUAAUCGGCAUGGCCCAUUAAUUAGGGCCGAUUUCAAGUUUUCAUAACAAUUGGUAAUCUGCCUUUUUGGACGCCGAUUAUGGACGAUUGCAUUGCAAUCCACGAGGAGACUGCGUGGCAGGCUGACCACCUGUUAC